Tachysurus fulvidraco (yellow catfish) is the source of this 1677-nucleotide messenger RNA. RefSeq lists its product as uncharacterized. The transcript has 7 exons. Gene Ontology annotation, cellular component: plasma membrane. The record is from RefSeq and is a predicted model, not a curated record. Bases 428 to 1549 code for a protein of 373 amino acids. NCBI's taxonomy places the organism in Eukaryota, Metazoa, Chordata, Actinopteri, Siluriformes, Bagridae.
GGUUAAAGGGAAAGGCCGAGGAUUUGAGCGAGACAGAAGAUGCAGCAGACGAGAGCAGAAGGAACAGAUGGCAUUAAAGGAUGGAUUAAAGGAAUCUGGGUGGUUUGAGAUAUGAAAAAAGAAAAAAAAGGAAAAAAAAAGGAAAGAAGGAAGAAAGAAAACACAGUGGCAGGGUGACAGAAAGCAUGAAAGGUGAGACGAUGAUGGGAGGAGAAGAAGCUGGGUCGAGUCUGUCAGUGAGAUUUGCUGAUCCUUGAAGCUGAGAUUAUUCUUCUAUCUUUACAUCUGUUCCAAACACAGCACUCCUGCCCUCCUCAAAUGCUCGACAUCACUCAUCAUCUCAUCCAUGACACUUUCUCUCUAUAACCUUCUUUCCAGGCUUCACCUCAUUUGAAUUUUCUUGCUCUUGCUCGGAUCUUGGAUCGUCAUGCUGAAGCUGGUGUCCAGACGCAGCCGCUCUCUGCUGUCUCUCUGUCUAACCUCUCUGGCCCUGACUCUCUCUGUGCUGGCUUUCUGCACCUCCUACUGGUGUGAGGGGACACACAAAGUGGUAAAACCGCUCUGUCUGUCUCCUGUGAAGAUGAAGAACUGUGGUCAGAACAACAGCCAGCCCUAUACAACUGAGAGCCCAACUCCAGACCCCAAAACUCCUGAGACCAAUGCAACAGUUUCUCUGAAGCAGAAAGAGGAGCAAGUGUCAAUGAAGGCAAAGAAGCUGGCCAAUGCAGUGCACUAUAUCUGGGAAACAGGAGAGGACAAAUACAUGCUUAGAUACUUUCACACCGGAUUCUGGCUCUCUUGUGAGAAACACCAUAGCGGUGAAGGAGAGAAAUGUCGAAGUUUCAUUGAGCUGACUCCUGAAGAAGCACAAGGGGUUCUUUGGCUCUCCUUGUUUUCUGAGUUCAUGUAUAUCACUCUGCUGGCCAUGGGAUUUCUUAUGAUGUGGAUGGAGUUGCUGUUUCUUUGCUUGAAUAAGGAGAUGUAUGCACUCAAGAUCAAUGCCUUUGCUGCCAUUUGCACCGUUCUCUCAGGAAUGAUGGGGAUGGUAGCACAUAUGAUGUACACUACAGUAUUUCAGCUGACUGUGAGCAUCGGUCCUAAAGACUGGAGACCUCAGACCUGGGACUACGGCUGGUCGUUUGCACUGGCUUGGAUUUCUUUCAGCUGUUGCAUGGCUGCGGCUGUCUUCACCCUAAACUCCUACACCAAGACUGUGAUUGAAUUGAAGCACCGUGCUCGUAUUUACCUGGAAGACGCUACCAGCCAUGCCCCGCCUUAUGACGAUAUAAUCAUGGCUGGGGCUAGCCGCAGCAUCUACUCUAUCAACCUUCCUCUUCAUCACUGCCAACAAAGGAAGCUGAUUGACACCACAUGGCCAUCUAGAAAGGAGGGUCUUCCUAGGUUGAUGAUGGAAGGAAUGAACGCUGAGGGACUGCUGAUGCUGGGAAGGUGUGGGCCGCAGGGCUGCGAAGACUGCGAGAGAGAAUUGGACAAGAUUACGGAUGUUUUGGAGAAAGACGGCGGCGAUGAGGAAGAUGAAAUAUGCUGAGAUUACGUGGGAGGAAGGACGCAAAUGAAAAUGUCUGUCAAAAAGCCAUGAAAGGCAUGGUGGUAAAAAAAAAUAAAUCUGUUCCCCAGUCAAAUUUCCAUGUUUUUUUUAUCACUGCAUAGUUAUAA